This is a messenger RNA of Aspergillus terreus NIH2624, 816 nucleotides long. RefSeq lists its product as uncharacterized. The transcript has 3 exons. Lineage: Eukaryota; Fungi; Ascomycota; Eurotiomycetes; Eurotiales; Aspergillaceae. The record is from RefSeq and is a predicted model, not a curated record. Bases 1 to 816 code for a protein of 271 amino acids.
AUGCAUUCAGCGCUUCUCCUUGUUCUCUCUUCCCUCGGGGCGCAGGCAGUCCCUCUCCUCAACCUUCGCACAAACCACACCAUCCAACGCAGAGAAGAGCCGUACUCGAUAGUCAACGUUGGCGAUCAGCCAAACACAGAUGUGCCUGCCAUACAAACCGUCGUGGUUCCGAACCCUCCACAACCGCCUGUGACCAUAACCGUGACGAACACUCCUUCGGCGACUCCGUCCCCAUGCAGCAGUUCUGUACCGGGUAGCUACCCUCCUUGGCUUGCCGGAUCUCUGCCGACCGGUGUGCCCACUGGAGAGUCCGGCAUCUUGGCUCGGGCGUUCAACGUCACCGAGCGGUCAGCCAGGCAGCUCAGGAGGUCUGUCGUUGUCAACGGCACCGAAUCCCGUGCCUUGUUUACUCGCCACAAUGCCACCGAGCCCGAGCUUAGUACCAGGAGUGACGAGGCUGUCGAGCCUGCUUACAACAAUGGCACCGCGUCCGGUCUCGGUGCGCGCCGCAACCUCGUCGGUUCCCGGCUCACUGCUCGCGGUAAUGUCACUCUCGCUGAACGUGCCGCUGCCUCCACUCGCGGCUUGUUCAACACCACUGAAAUGCGGGACACCAAUGUCAUGGCGCGCGGACUGAACAAUGUGAUGGACUAUGAUUAUGUGGUACAUUUGCACCUGGCGUUUAUUGUCUUUUAUUAUGGAUUGCUCUGUUUGUCUGGUUGCAUUGUUUGCAUCAAUUGGAUCUUCGAACGAGAUUGCGAGGAGUAUACUUUCCCAUCAAUUGAUGAAUUGGUCGAGUUGUAUUGUGAGAAGUAA